UUGAUCUUUUAAUCUUCGUUGGCCACAAUUAAAACAAACCCGAUCGUAGAGCGGCACGAUCCCUUUGCAUAAAAACAUAUGGCUUUUGCUAUAAAAAUUAUGACUGCAAAACACCGGGCCAUUAAUAGCGUGCGGAGUGAUUUACACGUUAUUGUUCUGCCGGGCGGGCACGUGACGCGCGCGGCCAAUGGGGGCGCGGGCGCCGCCAACUUAUUAGGUGACUGUACUUCCCCCCCUGGUGCCACCAAGUUGUUACAUGAAAUCUGCAGUUUCAUAAUUUCCGUGGGUCGGGCCGGGCCGGCCAGGCGCUAGGCACGGCGAUGGCCACCACUGGGGCCCUGGGAAACUACUACGUGGACUCGUUCCUGCUGGGCGCCGACGCUGCUGAUGAGCUGAGCGCUGGCCGCUAUGCGCCGGGGACUCUGGGCCAGCCCCCUCGGCAGGCGGCGACGCUGGCCGAGCACCCCGACUUCAGCCCGUGCAGCUUCCAGUCCAAGGCGGCAGUGUUCGGCGCCUCGUGGAACCCGGUGCACGCGGCGGGCACCAAUACUGUACCCGCUGCGGUGUACCACCACCACCACCACCACCACCCCUACAUGCACCCCCAGGCGCCCGUGGCGGCGGCGGCGCCGGACGGCAGGUACAUGCGCUCCUGGCUGGAGCCCACGCCCGGUGCGCUCUCCUUCGCGGGCUUGCCCUCCAGCCGGCCUUAUGGCAUUAAACCUGAACCGCUGUCGGCCAGAAGGGGUGACUGUCCCACGCUUGACACUCACACUUUGUCCCUGACUGACUAUGCUUGUGGUUCUCCUUCAGUUGAUAGAGAAAAACAACCCAGCGAAGGCGCCUUCUCCGAAAACAAUGCUGAGAAUGAGAGCAGCGGAGACAAGCCCCCCAUCGAUCCCAAUAAUCCAGCGGCCAACUGGCUUCAUGCACGCUCCACUCGGAAAAAGCGCUGCCCCUAUACAAAACACCAGACCCUGGAACUGGAGAAAGAGUUUCUGUUCAACAUGUACCUCACCAGGGACCGCAGGUACGAGGUGGCCCGGCUGCUCAAUCUCACCGAGAGGCAGGUCAAGAUCUGGUUCCAGAACCGCAGGAUGAAAAUGAAGAAAAUCAACAAGGACCGAGCAAAAGACGAGUGAUGUCGUUUGGGUUUAUUUAGAAAAAAGAAUGAGCUAGAGAGAAAGAGAAAGAACUGCCCGUCCCCCUUCCGCCUUCUCCCUUCUCUCACCCCCACCCUAGCCUCCGCCAUCCCGCACAAAGCGGCUCUAAACCUCAGGCCACAUCUCCCCCCCAAGGCAAACCCUGCUCAGGCCGGCUCCUAGGCCUGCCGCUUUGAUGGAGGAGGUAUUGUAAGCUUUCCAUUUUCUGUAAGACAAAAAAAAAAAAAAAAAGAGAGAGAGAGAAAGAAAGAAAAAGAAAAGCGGGGGGGUGGGCAUCCGUGCUGAUAGCUAUGUGUGCUAGGUUGUACAUAUUUUUUAAAAAUCUACCUGUCCCUGACUUAAAAGGAAAGAAACUACCUUUUUAUAAUGCACAACUGUUGAUGGUGGGCUGUAUAGUUUUUAGUCUGUGUAGCUAAUUUAAUUUGCUGUUUGUGCGGCAGAUUGCUCUGCCAAGAUACUUGAACACUGUGUUUUAUUGUGGUAAUUAUGUUUUGUGACUCAAACUUCUGUGUACUGGGUGAUGCACCCGUUGUGAUUGUGGAAGCUAGAAUUCAAUUUGAACUCAGGUUGUUUAUGAGGGGGAAAAACAGUUGCAUAGAGUAUAGCUCUAUAGUAGAAUAUGUCUUCUGUAUAACUAGGCUGUUAACCUAUGAUUAUAAACUAGCUGUAAGGAUUUCCCAGUGAAAUAAAAAAAAUUUUUUUUAAGUGUUCUCGGGGAUACACAGAUUCAUCGUUUUCUCCACAUUAGAAAUGCGGGCAUUUUAGUCUCUCCAUGAUCUAUAGUCCUGUCUUGUCCAUUGUAUAUAUAAUCUAUAUGAUUAAAGGAAAUAUGCAUAAUCAGACAAGCUUGAAUAUUGUUUUUGCACCAGAUGAACAGUGACAAAAUUUGGAGCUAUACAUAUGUGCAGAAGGUUACUACCUAGGGUUUUUGCUUAAUUUUAAUCGGAGAAAAUGAAUGCUGAUUGUAACGAAGUUAAUUUUAUUGAUAAUAAAUUAUACACUAUGAAACCGCCAUUGGGCUACUGUAGACUUGUAUCCUUGAUGAAUCUGGGGUUUCCAUCGGACUGAACCUACACUGUAUAUUUUGCAAUAGUUACCUCAAGGCCUACUGACCAAAUUGUUGUGUUGAGAUGAUAUUUAACUUUUUGCCAAAUAAAAUAUAUUGAUUCUUUUCUA
Molecule: messenger RNA, 2339 nt
Organism: Saimiri boliviensis boliviensis (Bolivian squirrel monkey)
Lineage: Eukaryota; Metazoa; Chordata; Mammalia; Primates; Cebidae
Gene: HOXA9
Product: homeobox A9
Biological process (GO): anterior/posterior pattern specification; regulation of transcription by RNA polymerase II; proximal/distal pattern formation
Cellular component (GO): nucleus
Molecular function (GO): RNA polymerase II cis-regulatory region sequence-specific DNA binding; DNA-binding transcription factor activity, RNA polymerase II-specific
Source: RefSeq, a predicted model, not a curated record